Molecule: messenger RNA, 1367 nt
Organism: Nanorana parkeri
Lineage: Eukaryota; Metazoa; Chordata; Amphibia; Anura; Dicroglossidae
Gene: SLC25A44
Product: solute carrier family 25 member 44
Exons: 5
Coding region: 249-1190 (313 amino acids)
Biological process (GO): branched-chain amino acid catabolic process
Cellular component (GO): mitochondrion
Molecular function (GO): branched-chain amino acid transmembrane transporter activity
Source: RefSeq, a predicted model, not a curated record
GACGUCAUGUUAAGCGACGAUUGGCUGCGCGUGCCAGGCCCCUGACUUCCGGGGUUGUUAGGGCAAGCGAUGGUGUAGGUGUCCCCGGGAGGAGAAGAUCAGGACAGAGCGGGGACCGGCGGGCUGCGGGAGAGGUCAUGCCUCCUCUCCCCGGUGAAGCACACAGGAAGUUGCGGCUCUGCUGAUGGAGAUCUGUGAACGGUCGGCUCCCUGAGGAGGUGUGACGGCAACGCUGCCUAUCCGGCGCCAUGGAGGACAAGCGGAACAUCCAGAUCAUCGAGUGGGAGCACCUGGACAAGAAGAAGUUCUAUGUCUUCGGGGUGUGCAUGACCAUGAUGAUCCGGGUCAGCGUCUACCCGUUCACGCUCAUCCGGACGCGGCUCCAGGUGCAGAAGGGGAAGAGCCUCUACAACGGGACGUUUGAUGCCUUUGUGAAGAUCCUGAGGUCGGAGGGGGCCGCCGGCCUGUACCGGGGCUUCCUGGUCAACACCUUCACCCUGAUCUCCGGCCAGUGCUACGUCACCACCUACGAGCUGACCCGCAAGUACGUGUCGGGCUACAGCAGCAGCAACACGGUCAAGUCCCUGGUGGCGGGAGGCUCGGCGUCCCUGGUGGCGCAGAGCAUCACCGUGCCCAUCGACGUGAUCUCGCAGCACCUCAUGAUGCAGCGGGCGGGGGAGAGCAUGGGCCGCUUCCAUGUCGGCAGAGCGGACGGGAAACAGGCGGUCAUGUUCGGCCAGACCAGGGACAUCAUCCUGCAGAUCUUCCGAGAGGACGGCCCGAGGGGAUUUUAUCGGGGUUACGUGGCUUCUCUGAUGACCUACAUUCCCAACAGUGCCGUGUGGUGGCCCUUCUACCACUUCUACGCAGAACAGUUAUCAAGUCUGUCACCUAAAGACUGUCCUCACCUGCUGCUUCAAGCCAUCUCGGGGCCCCUGGCAGCAGCCACUGCGUCUACCAUCACCAAUCCUAUGGAUGUCAUAAGGGCCCGAGUGCAGGUGGAAGGGAAAAACUCGAUCAUCAACACCUUCAGGCAGCUGAUGGCGGAGGAAGGCCCCCGGGGCCUGACCAAAGGCCUCUCGGCCCGCAUCAUCUCCUCCACGCCCUCGACCAUCGUCAUCGUGGUGGGCUACGAGACCCUCAAGAAACUGAGCCUCAGACCCGAGCUGGUAGACUCGAGACACUGGUGACAACACGCGGACUAGAGAUGCUCCGUAGAAGUGGGCGACGCGCUCGGGCCAACCACGCCUGAAAACGGCCCCCGCGAGGACCGCCCACAAUUCCACUGGAUUGUACACGACCGUGUGUGUGUGUGUAUAUAUUUGUGUGUCUGAGCACAAAGAGAAAACAGAGACUGCAUAUCGUAC